Monomorium pharaonis (pharaoh ant) is the source of this 2933-nucleotide messenger RNA. It is a transcript of the gene mah, whose product is annotated as amino acid transporter AVT1C. Bases 501 to 2243 code for a protein of 580 amino acids. Gene Ontology annotation, cellular component: vacuolar membrane. Lineage: Eukaryota; Metazoa; Arthropoda; Insecta; Hymenoptera; Formicidae. Gene Ontology annotation, molecular function: L-alanine transmembrane transporter activity; L-proline transmembrane transporter activity. The record is from RefSeq and is a predicted model, not a curated record. The transcript has 9 exons. Gene Ontology annotation, biological process: amino acid transmembrane transport; L-alanine transport.
CUAUAACAAAAAUGAUUUUAAAGAUUUUAUAAUUUAGAAUAACAUUGCCCAAAAAGCUUUUUUUUUUAAGAAGAAUUUAUUUCUUCCCGUAUCAAUCUUUAAUCAAAUAAGGAUUAUGAUUUGAGCUGUUGGUUUUAUUGAAAUGAGAUUAUCUGCAACUAUGUUUUCCUUUAUAUUAAGGAAGGUUAAUCCCUAACAUUUUUUUAAAUUUAUCCUGUACAAAAUAUUUAAAAAAUAACAAGAUUUGUAUUCUGUAUUAUCAUUAAAUAAAAUCAUUAUAAAUCAUUAAUAGUAUCAUUAAAUAAAAAAUAGUGACAUCAAGAGCGACAAUUACAGAUAUUACUCAAAAUUAAGCAUAGUAACAUCUCUAUGCUUUAGCGUUUAGUCUGCGACAGCUUGCUAAAUACAAAAGUCAUAUACAUUGUAAGUCUUCACCGCUCGCUCGUCCGGACUAAGUCACUCGUGUUUGAUACGAUAUCGAGUUACCUCGGCGCUGAGGUAUGGUGCGCAACUGCGGUGCGAAAACCGGUCCGAAUUGUUACUGCGAUGAACAUUGUGUAAUCCAGUGCCGCGACAUCGCAGCAAGCAAUAUGAAUUCCGAAAAUGCAACAUUGUGGAAAGGGAAUUCGGGGCUGUCGUUGCUCUUUGCCACUCUGUGUAUUGUCGAUAUUUUUGGCGUAUUCCCGAUAAUUGCGCUACCACGAUCCAUCGUCCAGUGCGGAUUGUAUGGAAUUCCUUUGGUGCUUGUUGUCUUCGGUUUGCAAAUUUAUACGGCUAUUCUGCUGGGAAAAUCAUGGAUCAUCGCAACUGCUUUGGAUCCACAAAUUUCACGAAAAAAUCGUUAUCCUCUCACCGCUGUGACAGAAUUAACCAUGGGACAGCAAGCAAAAUCCAUUGUCACUCUAUUUUUAAAUCUAACAGUUUUUGGUUGCGGCAUUCCGAAUUUGUUAGUCGCUUCACAAAACUUACACUUAUUCGGACUCAAGGUAUCAGAACAGAAUUUUUAUCUUUCUUUCUGUUACUGGCUGUUAAUAAUCGGCUUUUUACUGUGUCCAUUAAUGUGGCUAGGCAGCCCACGAGACAUGAAAUGGGUCGCAACAUGCUCCAGUAUAACGGUCAUUUUAACAGCGAUAUUAACUUGGUGGAGUAUUAUAAAUGAUGAUCGAAUAUUCAAUGUCGUGUCAAUUGCCACUUCACCAACGUGGGAUAAAUUUAUUUCCGGAUAUGGUAUGUUGGCGUUUCAAUUCGAUGUGCAUCCUACUUUAAUGACGAUACAGGUUGAUAUGCGUCACCCCUCAGAUAUCGAUAAAGCCAUCUUCUUCUCUUUUAUAACAAGUGGAUCGUUAUUCACUGUUACCGCUUGCCUAGCCGUGUGGAAGUACGGCGAAAAUACGACUGCUAAUAUCCUGGAGGCUGUGCCAUCCGGACCGGUUGCGAAUAUCGCCAUUCUAUUAGCCGCUCUCCAGCUAUGCUUCUCCAGCGUGAUCGGUUACUCGGCGCUCUUUCAAUAUUUAGAAGAUCAAUGGAGCGUACAGAGAACUUUCGGAUGGAAACGAUGUGCCAUGAGAUCGGCGGUGGUUUUCCUCAGUGUAGUAGUGGGUGAAUCAGUGUCACGAUUCGACAUCGUUAUGGCUCUGAUUGGUGGUUCGUUAACUGGAUCCUUGGUCUUCAUUUUACCACCCUUAAUAUAUGCUCGAGCACUAGCUUUGAAGAAACAAUCGAGUCAUGUAGCGACACAAACUUAUUCAGGUUUUCGCAAAAGAUUCAACGGAGAAGAACAGCGCUUGAUGGACCCCGCAGCUCAUUCCCGUUCAAUUUACUACGGUUUCUUAAAUACCACGAAUAAUCCUCGCAGUUAUACGUAUCUCUACUUCAACGACUUAAACGACGAGACGAAUUCACAUUCGAGCGAAUCGGUCGAUUGUUGUGAAGAAGAAACCCAAAUUCCAAUGACCUCGUCGGGAGGAAUUCAUCGGGAGGAUCAGCUGUUGCUUAUUGACACCGCAGAACCAACCAAAGAUCGAAUCAAGAAGUCUACGAGUGAUUUAUAUGAAAAGGUUGUGGAAACGGUUGCGAAGAGGAGAAAAUCAUGGAAUUUGGAAAAGGCGAUCAAUUACUUUGGCUACUUCAUAGUAACGAUUGGUAUAGCGAUUACACUAUCUUCAACAUAUAUUAACAUCUUGAAUACCAUACGUUACGUACGUUUUACGCCACCGUGCAUUAUUAACGCCACUGCGAGUUAAACUAUAAUUUAGUUUUCACUAAUCAUUUAUAUUAAUAUAUUAUUACAUAUAUUUUAUUAUACAUUUUAGGAUAUAUUUAAAUUAUAUAUUAUUAUAAAUGUAUAUAUCUUACGAAUUUUAAAUAUAUACAAUUUUUAUUACGAUUAACUCGUCUGAGUUUGGUAAUUUCAAUGUUUAAGAAUUUAAUAUUCUCUAAAUUAUAUGGAAUACAUAAUGAGAUGUAUCACCGCUUUUUGACAACACAUCCUAAGAACAUUUGUAAUAUAUUGAAAUGAUCGAUUCACUUAUAUUUCUAAAACUGACACAUUUUAAGAAAAUUGUUUUGAGAAAAAAUCCAGAGAAUAUAAAAUUAAAAGAGAAACUGCUAAAAUUCAACUUGUGAGAAAUUGUUGCAUUUUUAUUUGCAUAUCUAGUCCCAUAUACUCGUGCUUGCACACACGAAGUACCCAUUAUGUACUCUUACAUUCAUCUACAUAUGAGAAUAAGGAUAAAUUUUAAAAGUAGUCUUGGGAACAAUGAUGACCGGAUAAGUGACAGUGGAUAAGAAGGGUAGACAGUUUUUCAAGAAUGUCAAUGUAUACAAUAAGGCGCUUUAUUUCUAUAUAAAUCUCUCGAUAACUAGCAUCGUAUAGAAAUAAUCGGUACUUAUGUGUCUAGGCUGUGUGCGAGUUGUAGCAUGUGUGCGAAAUA